CAGAGCUCCUCGUCCUGGUCUCAGAGGGUUGUUGGGGAAAGCUAAGCUGAACCCCGAAGCUUAACUUCAAACCAGACAAUCCCUUCUCCAAGCUCCAACGUUUCGUCAUUUUUGACAGGUAGAAAUUAUUUCAAAAGCCGCUUGAGGAUCCCUCGUCAUAUUCUGCGAUCGCGUCAAUCUGCCCCGAUCGACAUUACUUGUUUCCGUUCAGUAACCCCGCCACUCGCUAUGUCUAAACUCUUGUUUAACGAUGUAAUGGCCCUAGCCUUACUACCGACAACGCCAAAUCAUACGACACCGACAGCUGGCAUCGUCAAGCGUUACAUGAGUCUUUACCCAGCUUGGGUACCAGGAUCUGAACUCGUUGGCGGCAAAGGCCGCGGGUCCAAGGCAGAUCCUCGAGCUGCAUAUGGGGGGCAUGUUUACUGUCAGGCACCGCUAGCUGCAAGCCGAGCUGUGAAAGAAGAGGAACCUGAAGGAUCCGGGACGCAGUCCGGGGGUUUCGGACUACAUGCCAUUCAAGGAGUUUUCUCAGCUGCCGCCAAGUCAGACAGGCCAUUCAUAUAUGAGGUCACCGUUCUCUCGACUAACCGGACAUUCUGCUCUCGCCUGGUGACUGUGCGCCAACCAAAGGAGACGAGCAAACGCGACCACUACGAAGACAACUUCUUGCUUGAGGAUGCUGAAGGGCCUUUGGGUGACAUCUGUUUCAGUUGCAUAUGCACCUUCAAACGGCCAGAGGAAGCCCGAGUCGUUUCUCAAGAAGAGCCACCGCAAAAACGCUUCGCCGAAAUCUUGUCAACCAAGUCACCACAAGAUUGGCCGUUCGCACCGGCGGUCGACGUGGAAGAAAUCAAAGCCAUGUUUCCGGAUGUCGGCCAGACAACGUUUCCCAUCGUUGACAUGCACAAAGUCGACUUGACGGCUUACAAUAAAGGAAAGUCGGUCUCGGAGAGGAAGGAACUCCUCCUAUAUCGUCUCAAAGGCCCUCUUCCAGCGGACGAUCCCAAUUCUCAUGUGGCCGUCCAUGCGUUCGAGUCCGAUCGCAACGGGCUGUUGAUGAUAUGCAAUCAUGUUGGUCUCGGAUGGAGUCUAGGCACCGCAGCCAGCUUAACGUACAAGUUUGUUGUCCACGUCAAUGUCGACCAAGCCGUGAUGAAAGAUGAUGGCUGGUGGAUUCAGGAGGCAUCAUUUCCUCGGACCGGCCAGGGGCGAGGGACAUUGAUCUGUAAGAUGUGGAGUCCCGAGGGUGUACAUGUCGCUACCGGGUAUCAAGACGGCAUACUUCGAGAGCGGAGAACAGAGGAGGAUAAGAUUAGUCAAAAGCUAUGAUGAGAUGACAAGAACGUAGUCUUAUGAAGGGCUAGGUUAGAACAGUGUAAGUUUAUAUAGAUUUGAUAUAGAUGAACAGAAAUGAGAUUCUCACAGGAGACGAUCAGGCUUUCUUCUUACCCCUAUACCCAUGGCUUAUUUGUUUUAUUCUCAUUAUAGACCAUUUCAC
This is a messenger RNA of Colletotrichum phormii, 1501 nucleotides long. RefSeq names its product acyl-CoA thioesterase II. The record is from RefSeq and is a predicted model, not a curated record. Lineage: Eukaryota; Fungi; Ascomycota; Sordariomycetes; Glomerellales; Glomerellaceae. Bases 229 to 1332 code for a protein of 367 amino acids. The transcript is spliced from 2 exons. Gene Ontology annotation, biological process: fatty acid catabolic process; acyl-CoA metabolic process. Gene Ontology annotation, cellular component: peroxisomal matrix. Gene Ontology annotation, molecular function: fatty acyl-CoA hydrolase activity.